GGAACAUUUCUCAGAAUGCGUGAAUGUAUCUCGAUCCAUGUCGGCCAAGCCGGAGUCCAGAUAGGCAAUUCCUGCUGGGAGCUGUACUGCCUGGAGCACGGCAUCCAGCCCGAUGGCCAAAUGCCCUCAGACGCCUCCCUCGGUGGUCGAAGUGGUCAUGGACAUGGUGGUGGUGAUGACUCCUUCAAUACCUUCUUCAGUGAGACUGGAGCUGGCAAGCACGUUCCCCGCUGCGUCUUCGUCGAUCUCGAACCAACUGUCAUAGAUGAGGUUCGUACCGGUACCUACCGUCAGCUCUUCCACCCUGAGCAGCUGAUCACUGGCAAGGAGGAUGCUGCCAACAACUACGCCCGUGGGCACUACACCGUCGGCAAAGAACAGAUUGACAUCGUUAUCGAUAGAAUCCGCAAGCUGGCUGACCAAUGCACAGGUCUCCAAGGAUUUCUCAUCUUCCACAGCUUCGGUGGCGGCACUGGCUCUGGCUUCACCUCCCUGCUCAUGGAGCGUCUUUCUGUCGAUUACGGAAAGAAGUCCAAGCUUGAGUUCUCCAUCUAUCCGGCACCCCAGAUAGCCACUGCCGUAGUCGAGCCCUAUAAUGCCAUUUUGACAACCCACACCACCCUGGAGCACUCCGACUGUGCCUUCAUGGUCGACAACGAAGCCAUCUACGAUAUCUGCCGUCGCAACCUUGACAUCGAGCGUCCCAGCUACACCAACCUCAACAGACUUAUCUCUCAAGUCGUCUCCUCCAUCACCGCUUCUCUGCGAUUCGACGGCGCCCUCAAUGUCGAUUUGACCGAGUUCCAGACCAACUUAGUGCCUUAUCCUCGAAUCCAUUUUCCCCUGGCUACCUAUUCACCCGUAGUCUCAGCUGAAAGGGCCUUCCACGAGCAGUUGACCGUUGCUGAGAUCACCAACGCCUGCUUCGAGCCCUCCAAUCAGAUGGUGAAGUGCGAUCCCCGUCAUGGCAAGUACAUGGCUUGUUGUCUUCUAUUCAGAGGUGAUGUCGUCCCCAAGGAUGUCAACGCCGCCAUUGCUACCAUCAAGACCAAGCGUUCCAUCCAGUUCGUCGACUGGUGUCCAACUGGCUUCAAGGUCGGUAUCAACUACCAACCACCCACCGUCGUCCCUGGUGGUGAUCUUGCUAAGGUUCAGCGUGCCGUCUGCAUGUUGAGCAACACCACCGCAGUCGCUGAGGCCUGGGCCCGUCUCGACCACAAGUUCGAUCUGAUGUACGCCAAGCGUGCUUUCGUCCAUUGGUACGUCGGAGAAGGUAUGGAGGAAGGAGAGUUCUCCGAGGCUCGUGAGGAUAUGGCUGCACUGGAGAAGGACUACGAAGAAGUUGGCAUGGAUUCUGUAGAUCCCGCAGACGAAGAAGAGCAGGAUGAAUAUUGAAAUAAUGGGACAGGGAGCACUA
This is a messenger RNA of Strongylocentrotus purpuratus (purple sea urchin), 1417 nucleotides long. Its product is annotated as tubulin alpha-1B chain-like. The coding region runs from base 16 to 1395 and encodes 459 amino acids. The transcript has 4 exons. Gene Ontology annotation, cellular component: cytoplasm; microtubule. The record is from RefSeq and is a predicted model, not a curated record. Lineage: Eukaryota; Metazoa; Echinodermata; Echinoidea; Camarodonta; Strongylocentrotidae. Gene Ontology annotation, molecular function: structural constituent of cytoskeleton; GTP binding. Gene Ontology annotation, biological process: microtubule cytoskeleton organization; mitotic cell cycle.